CAUAUUUGUUUCGGGUGGCAGGAGCGUCUGGACAUUGUCAAGAACAUGGCGGCUUCCAGGCAGGCAUGAGAGUGGAUCCUUCUGAACAAAUUUAGAUGCAACUGGGCAAUCAUCUCAAAGCAAGACCAUCAAAACAUCUCCCUGGAUAUCGCAACACGAAUCUCUAAAAGGACAUGUCAUCCCCCGGUUCCGUUGUGCCUGGAACAACCGGUGCCCCACUGCAGCCGCGAUGGAAGCGGGUUCUGGGGUGGUCUGGGCCGGUACCCCGACCGAGACAUGGACAUAGAGCCGUGGCCAUCAAGGAGCUUAUGGUCGUGUUCGGAGGAGGAAAUGAAGGAAUCGCAGACGAGUUGCACGUUUAUAACACUGCAACAAACCAGUGGUUCAUACCAGCUGUUCGAGGAGACAUUCCUCCGGGCUGUGCAGCUUAUGGCUUUGUAUGUGACGGUACACGGCUGUUAGCGUUUGGUGGGAUGGUGGAAUAUGGAAAGUACAGCAAUGACCUUUAUGAGUUACAGGCAAGUAGGUGGGAAUGGAAAAAAUUGAAACCAAAGGCCCCUAAAAAUGGAGCACCGCCAUGUCCUCGUCUGGGCCAUAGUUUUUCUCUUGUGGGCAACAAGUGCUAUCUCUUCGGAGGGCUUGCCAAUGACAGCGAAGACCCCAAGAACAACAUUCCCAGAUAUUUGAAUGACCUUUAUACUCUCGAGUUGCGUCCGGGCUCCAGUGUUGCAGGCUGGGAUAUGCCAGUCACAUAUGGAGUUCUGCCACCUCCAAGAGAGAGCCACACUGCUGUAAUUUAUACUGAAAAAACUACCAAGAAGUCCCGUCUUGUCAUAUAUGGAGGAAUGAGCGGUUGUCGUUUGGGUGAUCUUUGGACACUAGAUAUUGACACACUGACCUGGAACAAGCCUGCAAUAAGUGGCACUGCACCCCUCCCUCGCAGCCUCCACUCAGCCACUACUAUUACAAACAAGAUGUAUGUUUUUGGUGGCUGGGUUCCCUUGGUGAUGGAUGAUGUAAAGGUGGCCACACAUGAGAAGGAAUGGAAGUGUACAAACACACUGGCCUGCCUAAAUUUGGACACUUUGUCUUGGGAGACUGUUUUGAUGGACGCUUUGGAGGACAACAUACCACGUGCACGAGCGGGACAUUGCGCGGUUGCUAUCAACAACAGACUUUAUGUGUGGAGUGGACGUGAUGGGUACCGCAAAGCGUGGAACAAUCAGGUGUGCUGCAAAGACCUGUGGUACCUGGAGACAGAACGGCCUAAUCCUCCUUCACGGGUACAGCUUGUUCGGGCUAAUACAAAUUCUUUAGAGGUUAGCUGGGGAGCUGUAUCUACGGCAGACACUUACUUACUUCAGCUUCAGAAGUACGAUAUCCCAUCAGCCACUGCUGCCACCUCACCUGCCCUCAACGCAGCUCCCUCAAUACCUGGAAACUCUCCUAAGAGUCCAGCGCCUGCUGCAGCUGCUCCAUCUGCUCAGAGUCUGCCGCAGAGUGGCAUCACUCUAGUGACCCAGGCUGGUUCCCCUACAGCGCUUUUGCCCAACACGCCAGGAAGUCCCUUGGCUGCCUCAACAGCUCGUGGCCCAGCUAUUCUGAAAGUUGCAGCCCCUCAGUCAGGCACUGGGACAUCGAUUGUCACUGUGCGACAUGCUACCCAAGCUGGAAAAUCCCCAGUCACUGUGACAUCACUUCCUGCAGGUGUCCGUAUGGUUGUGCCACCUCAGGCCACUCAAGGAACGCCCAUAGGCAGCAGCCCUCAGAUGAGUGGAAUGGCAGCUUUAGCUGCAGCUGCUGCAGCCACGCAGAAAAUCCCCCCCUCACCUGGAGCUACUGUUCUCAAUAUGCCGGCAGGGGCCACAAUUGUCAAAACAGUGGCUGUGACACCUGGGUCAUCCACUGUAAAAGUAGCAUCUCCUGUCAUGGUAAGCAACCCUGCCACUCGCAUGCUGAAGUCUGCCGCUGCCCAAGUGGGCAGUCCAACAGUGUCCAGUCCCACUACAGUUGCCCGGCCCAUCAUUACGGUGCACAAGUCAGGCACAGUUACCGUAGCUCAGCAGGCUCAGGUUGUGACCACUAUGGUGGGCGGGGUUACCAAGACCAUCACUCUCGUCAAGAGCCCACUUUCCAUGGGAGGAAGUGGCACACUGUUCUCUAACUUGGGUAAGGUUAUGUCAGUGGUGCAGACCAAACCAGUGCAGACAUCUGCUGUGACUGGCCAGGCCUCCUCCAACCCACUGACUCAGAUUAUACAGACAAAGGGUCCCCUGCCUCCCGGCACAAUUUUCAAGCUUGUAACGUCUGCUGAUGGAAAACCAACCACCAUAAUUACCACCUCUCAAGCAGGUGGCACAGGAAACAAGCCCACCAUCCUGGGCUUCAGUGGCAUGUCCCCCAGUACCACCACCAAGCCAGGCACCACCACUAUUUUCAAAACAAUACCCAUGUCAGCUUUACAACAGGGAGCUGCAGGUGUAACUAGUAGUACAGGGGUAAAGAGCCCCAUCACCAUCAUUACCUCCAAGAUGAUGACAUCUGGAACUCCUGGCAAAAUCAUUACUGCAAUGCCUAAGAUUGGUACAGCAACAGGCCAGCAAGGCCUUACACAGGUUGUUUUGAAGGGGGCUCCAGGCCAGCCCGGUACUAUUCUUCGCACUGUGCCAAUGGGAGGAAUGCGUCUUGUUUCGCCAAUAUCUGGGGUCAAACCAAAUGUAACCACAUUGGUUGUCAAGGGAACAACUGGUGUAACAACCCUUGGCACAGUCACUGGAACAGUUUCUUCCAGCUUAGCAGGAGGAAGCGUAGCCAGUGCCAAUGCCACCUUGGCAACCCCCAUCACCACCCUGGGCACGAUUGCCACCCUCUCCAGCCAGGUCAUAAAUGCCAGCACUGUGUCCACUGCUCAGGGCAACAUGACCACCAUCCCUUCCACCAUGCAGCCCACCCAGGUGACACUCAUAACUACACCCAGUGGUGUGGAGGCUCAACCUGGCCAAGACCUGCCUGUUUCCUUUUUGGCCUCACCCAACUCGGAGCAGUCUGCCUCUACUGAGUCCGGGGCAGCUGAUGCCUCCGGCAGUGUUACUCUAGUGUGCUCCAACCCUCCAUGUGAGACUCACGAGACGGGUACCACCAACACUGCCACCACAGCAUCUGCCAACAUGGGCACUGUUCAUAGGGUGUGUUCAAACCCACCAUGUGAAACCCACGAAACGGGCACCACCAACACAGCAACUACAGCAUCUUCAAAUAUGGGCACUGCCCUUACUUCCACUGCGCAGAGGGUGUGCUCCAACCCACCUUGUGAGACCCACGAAACGGGCACCACCAACACAGCAACUACAGCAUCCUCAAAUAUGGGUACUGCCCCUACUGGCACAGUGCAGAGGGUGUGUUCCAACCCACCUUGUGAGACCCAUGAAACGGGCACCACCAACACGGCUACUACAGCUUCAUCUAACAUGGGUGGCGACCAAGCAGGAACAGUUCAGAGGGUGUGCUCCAACCCACCUUGUGAGACCCACGAAACUGGCACCACCAACACGGCUACUACAGCUUCAUCUAACAUGGGUGGCGACCAAGCAGGAACAGUUCAGAGGGUGUGCUCCAACCCACCUUGUGAGACCCACGAAACUGGCACCACCAACACGGCUACUACAGCUUCAUCUAACAUGGGUGGUGACCAAGCAGGAACAGUUCAGAGGGUGUGCUCCAACCCACCUUGUGAGACCCACGAAACUGGCACCACCAACACGGCUACUACAGCUUCAUCUAACAUGGGUGGCGACCAAGCAGGAACAGUUCAGAGGGUUUGCUCAAACCCACCCUGUGAGACCCACGAGACCGGUACAACCAACACGGCCACCACUGCCACCUGCACUAUGGAGACAGAUGAGGGAACAGACCAACAGACUGGUGAAGCAUCAGAAUCUACCACCAACACAGAGGUGCCGUCCACUGUAGCACCCCAGAGUAGAGCCAUCACCACAGUCACCCAGGCAACACCUCUACCAGGACCAUCUGUUCCAUCUAUCUCUUCAAUCACCGAGUCUUCCUCAGAGGCAAUUGCAGAGCCUGUUGUUCUGGAAAGCUCGGAGGCAGAGUCCUUGCAGACAGAAGGCCAGGCUGAGACAGAGGCAUUCACCAUGCAGGCAGAGUUCCAGACGGAAGCAGGGGCAGCGGCUAUGCCGAGUGACUUCCAGGCGGAGGCAGCGGCCAUGCCGAGUGACUUCCAGGGAGAAGCUCAGGCUGUGGCCAUGGAGGCAGAGGCCGCUGAGCCCAUGGAGCACGAUGCUUCUGGCAUAGCAGAGGGAGAGACGGCUCUGGUGCAGCUACCAGUAGCAGAGAUGGAGGGCAUUGAGUCUGCAUCAGCAUCCCAGGAUGCCGUGGCGCUGGCCUUGCCCCCAGAGCUGAUGUCAGAUGGACAGCCCACAACGCUGAUGGUGACAGGUCUGACCCCAGAGGAGCUAGCAGUUACAGCAGCCGCAGAGGCAGCAGCGCGGGCUGCAGCCACAGAAGAAGCCCAGGCCCUUGCUAUCCAGGCUGUACUACAAGCAGCACAGCAGGCUGUUAUGAACUCAGGUGAAGUUGUUGCCGGAGGAGACAACCAGCAGACCCACACCAUACCCAUUGUUCUGACCCAGCAGGAGCUGGCGGCCCUUGUUCAUCAGCAGCAGCAGCUCCAGGCGGCCCAGCAGCAAGCUGCUGUCCAGGUUGCUCUCUCCACUGAGGGCUUGGCUCCGGCUGACAGCCUAAAUGAUCCCUCAUCAGAGAGCAAUGGACACAACGAAAUAUCUGCCGCUGCCACAAGUGCAGUGGUUACACUGCUGUCUCGGACUUCUGCAGAGACCUUGGCUCCAUCCAGCACUUUAGCACCUGCAGUAGUCGCCAGUCCAGCCAAGUUGCAAGUAGCGGCGGCUCUCACUGAAGUGGCCAAUGGAAUUGAGGCUGCGAAACAAAAGCCUCCCACGGUUACCAUCAAACCUCAAGUGAAGAAAGAAAACCAGUGGUUUGAUGUCGGCAUUGUGAAAGUGACCAACAUGGUUGCAACACAUUUCUACAUGCCUGCAGAUAACUCCGCUUAUAUUGAUGAUGAUUCCGGCACAAUCCCUGACUACAGCCAGAUGAAGAAGGUGGAGCUUCAGCCUGGGACGGCCUAUAAAUUCAGAGUGGCGGGUAUAAACACAUGUGGCCGGGGAGCCUUUUCUGAAAUAUCUGCUUUCAAGACCUGCUUACCAGGAUUCCCAGGAGCACCGUGUGCCAUAAAGAUAAGCAAGAGUCCAGAUGGUGCACACCUUACAUGGGAGCCUCCAUCAGUGACAUCAGGAAAGAUUACGGAGUAUUCUGUGUAUUUGGCCAUUCAGAGCAGCCAGACCACUGAGGCCAAAACCUCUGCCCCAGCUCAGCUCGCCUUCAUGCGUGUUUACUGUGGGCCCAAACCCUCCUGUCUGGUCCAGUCCUCAAGCCUGUCCAGCGCUCACAUAGACUACACCACCAAACCCGCCAUCAUCUUCCGCAUUGCGGCACGCAACGAGAAGGGCUACGGCCCAGCUACACAAGUGCGAUGGCUGCAAGAGUCCAGCAAAGAGGGCAUCUCUGCAAAGCCUGCCCCAAAAAGAGCAGUUUCUUCACCAGAUAUGAAAGGGAUUGGUCUCAAGAAAGCAAGAAUGGACCAGUGAUGCCCUCUCUCCAUUCUUCCUCCAAAAGCAGGAAGACUUAUCCCAACUCCUAGCGCUCCAUCUGACUUCAACACAUCUUCAACUGUAACCAGAACAUCCAUUAAAACAGC
Molecule: messenger RNA, 5794 nt
Organism: Myxocyprinus asiaticus (Chinese sucker)
Lineage: Eukaryota; Metazoa; Chordata; Actinopteri; Cypriniformes; Catostomidae
Product: host cell factor 1-like
Exons: 28
Coding region: 174-5684 (1836 amino acids)
Biological process (GO): chromatin remodeling; regulation of DNA-templated transcription
Cellular component (GO): histone methyltransferase complex
Molecular function (GO): transcription coactivator activity; protein binding
Source: RefSeq, a predicted model, not a curated record